Motacilla alba alba is the source of this 9736-nucleotide messenger RNA. RefSeq names its product acetyl-CoA carboxylase alpha (gene ACACA). The transcript is spliced from 57 exons. Gene Ontology annotation, molecular function: ATP binding; metal ion binding; acetyl-CoA carboxylase activity. Bases 611 to 7654 code for a protein of 2347 amino acids. Gene Ontology annotation, biological process: fatty acid biosynthetic process. The record is from RefSeq and is a predicted model, not a curated record. Lineage: Eukaryota; Metazoa; Chordata; Aves; Passeriformes; Motacillidae.
GCCGGGCCAUGCCGUGCCGGCGGGAGAUGGCGGCACGCCGAGCCGAGGCGGCUCGAGCUGAGCCCCCGGUGUCCCGGGCCGGAGCCGCCCCUGCCCGCCGCAGGAGCCGCCGCCCGGUUCCCUCCCGGUUCCCCGCGCUCCGUCCGGGCCGGCCCGGGCGGCGCUGAGCCGGUGCCGCCGCUCGCGUGGCCUCGCCGGUCCCCCCGUAGGCUGAAGGGAGCAGCACGUGGGCGGCCGAGGGACCGGCACCGAGCGCUCCGGGGCUGGGCCCUGCCGGGAUGCCGGGUCCGGUUCUGCCCGGAGCAGCCCUGCGAUGCUCGGAACCAGCGGAGUUUUAAAAGCGGCUCGGCAGAGCCGAUGUUUGUUCUUGCCCCUCCAGUCUCCUGGAUGUUCUUGGAGAAGUUUAGAGCGAGAGGAGGUGCUGUGUUGGAAGGUGGAAAGUUCUAGGUGCUUGUUUUUCUGCUAAUAUCCAGCCUAACCCUGCCCUGGCACAGCUCCAGCUGUUCUUCGGGUCACAGGGAGCAGAAUUUGGAGCUGUUCGUUUUGGAAGUGGCUCACUGCUCAGAUUGCACGGAUAUCGAGAGUGCUGAGGGCCCAGUUUGGGGGAGCCAUGGAGGAGCCUCCUGCAGGCAGCCAGGCCGCGGACGCCGGCGCUCACUCGCGCUUCAUCAUCGGCUCCGUGUCCGAGGACAACUCGGAGGACGAGAGCAGCUCCCUGGUCAAGCUGGACCUGCUGGAGGAGAAGGAGAGGUCUCUGUCCCCUGCCUCUGUGUGCUCUGACUCCCUCUCGGACCUGGGGCUCCCCAACGCUCAGGAUGGCCCAGCCAGCCACAUGAGGCCCAGCAUGUCUGGUCUGCACCUUGUCAAGCAAGGCCGGGACAGGAAGAAGGUGGAUGUGCAGCGAGACUUCACCGUGGCUUCCCCAGCAGAGUUUGUGACUCGUUUUGGAGGCAACAAAGUGAUUGAAAAGGUCCUGAUAGCCAACAAUGGCAUUGCAGCAGUGAAGUGCAUGAGGUCCAUCCGGCGCUGGUCCUACGAGAUGUUCAGGAACGAGAGGGCCAUCAGGUUCGUGGUCAUGGUCACCCCUGAGGACCUGAAAGCCAAUGCAGAGUACAUUAAAAUGGCAGAUCACUACGUGCCCGUCCCGGGAGGACCCAACAACAACAACUAUGCAAACGUGGAGCUCAUCCUGGACAUUGCCAAGAGGAUCCCAGUGCAGGCCGUGUGGGCUGGCUGGGGCCAUGCAUCAGAGAACCCCAAACUGCCAGAACUGCUCCACAAAAACGGGAUUGCUUUCAUGGGUCCUCCCAGCCAAGCCAUGUGGGCCUUAGGAGAUAAAAUUGCUUCUUCCAUCGUGGCUCAGACUGCUGGCAUUCCAACUCUUCCUUGGAGUGGCAGUGGGCUGCGAGUGGACUGGCAGGAGAACGACCUGCAGAAGCGCAUCCUGAGCGUCCCCCAGGAGCUCUACGAGAAGGGCUACGUCAAGGACGCCGACGACGGCCUCAGGGCUGCUGAGGAGGUUGGCUACCCUGUCAUGAUCAAGGCCUCUGAAGGAGGAGGAGGAAAAGGAAUCAGGAAGGUGAACAAUGCCGAUGACUUCCCCAAUCUGUUCAGACAGGUCCAAACCGAGGUGCCAGGCUCUCCCAUCUUUGUGAUGAGGCUGGCCAAGCAGUCCAGGCACCUGGAGGUGCAGAUCCUGGCAGACCAGUACGGCAACGCCAUCUCCCUCUUCGGCCGCGACUGCUCCGUGCAGCGCCGGCACCAGAAGAUCAUCGAGGAGGCUCCGGCCUCCAUUGCCACCUCGGCGGUGUUUGAGCACAUGGAGCAGUGUGCAGUGAAGCUGGCCAAGAUGGUGGGCUACGUGAGUGCAGGCACUGUGGAGUACCUGUACAGCCAGGAUGGCAGCUUCUACUUCCUGGAGCUGAACCCACGCCUGCAGGUGGAGCAUCCCUGCACCGAGAUGGUGGCAGAUGUCAACCUGCCAGCAGCACAGCUCCAGAUUGCCAUGGGGAUCCCCCUGCACAGGAUCAAGGAUAUCAGGGUGAUGUAUGGAGUCUCUCCCUGGGGGGACACAACCAUUGAUUUUGAGAACUCAGCCCACGUCCCCAGCCCCCGUGGCCACGUCAUCGCUGCCCGCAUCACCAGUGAGAAUCCUGACGAGGGGUUUAAGCCCAGCUCUGGCACGGUCCAGGAGCUGAAUUUCCGCAGCAAUAAGAACGUCUGGGGCUAUUUCAGCGUGGCUGCUGCGGGAGGGCUCCAUGAGUUUGCUGAUUCCCAGUUUGGUCACUGCUUCUCCUGGGGGGAGAACCGUGAAGAAGCCAUCUCAAACAUGGUGGUGGCUCUGAAGGAGCUGUCCAUCCGAGGGGACUUCAGGACCACUGUGGAAUACUUGAUCAAGCUGCUGGAGACAGAGAGCUUCCAGCAGAACCGCAUCGACACGGGCUGGCUGGACCGGCUCAUCGCCGAGAAAGUGCAGGCUGAGAGGCCUGACACCAUGCUGGGGGUGGUGUGUGGGGCCCUGCACGUGGCUGACGUGAGCUUCCGAAACAGCGUCUCCAACUUCCUGCACUCCCUGGAAAGGGGCCAAGUCCUCCCUGCUCACACUCUGCUCAACACGGUGGACGUGGAGCUCAUCUACGAGGGACGGAAGUACGUGCUGAAGGUGACCAGGCAGUCUCCCAAUUGCUACGUGGUGAUCAUGAACAGCUCCUGCGUGGAGGUCGACGUGCACCGCCUGAGUGACGGGGGGCUGCUCCUCUCCUACGACGGCAGCAGCUACACCACCUACAUGAAAGAAGAAGUGGACAGGUACCGCAUCACCAUUGGGAACAAGACCUGUGUGUUUGAGAAGGAGAAUGAUCCCUCCAUCCUGCGCUCGCCUUCUGCUGGGAAGCUGAUCCAGUAUGUGGUGGAGGACGGGGGACACGUGUUUGCAGGCCAGUGCUUUGCAGAAAUCGAGGUGAUGAAAAUGGUGAUGACGAUAACAGCAGGAGAAUCAGGCUGCAUCCACUAUGUCAAACGCCCAGGGGCAGUCCUGGAUCCCGGCUGUGUGAUUGCCAAGCUGCAGCUGGAUGAUCCCAGCAGGGUUCAGCAGGCUGAGCUGCACACGGGCACCCUGCCCCAGAUCCAGAGCACAGCCCUGCGGGGCGAGAAGCUGCACCGCAUCUUCCACUACGUGCUGGACAACCUGGUCAACGUGAUGAAUGGCUACUGCCUGCCAGAGCCCUUCUUCAGCAGCAAGGUGAAGGGCUGGGUUGAGCGAUUGAUGAAGACCCUGAGGGAUCCAUCUUUGCCCCUGCUGGAACUUCAGGACAUCAUGACCAGUGUUUCUGGGAGGAUCCCCCCCAAUGUGGAGAAGUCCAUCAAGAAGGAGAUGGCCCAGUAUGCCAGCAACAUCACCUCGGUCCUCUGCCAGUUUCCCAGCCAACAGAUUGCCAACAUCCUGGACAGCCACGCGGCCACCCUGAACCGCAAGUCGGAGCGCGAGGUUUUCUUCAUGAACACGCAGAGCAUCGUGCAGCUCGUGCAGAGGUACCGCAGUGGCAUUCGGGGCCACAUGAAGGCCGUGGUGAUGGAUCUGCUCCGGCAGUACCUGAAGGUGGAGACUCAGUUCCAGCACGGUCACUAUGACAAGUGUGUCUUCACCCUUCGUGAGGAGAACAAGAGUGACAUGAACGCGGUGCUGAACUACAUCUUCUCCCACGCCCAGGUCACCAAGAAGAACCUGCUGGUCACAAUGCUCAUUGACCAGCUCUGUGGCCGUGACCCCACCUUGACAGACGAGCUGAUCAAUAUCCUGACAGAGCUGACCCAGCUCAGCAAGACGACCAACGCCAAGGUGGCCCUGCGAGCGCGGCAGGUUCUCAUUGCUUCCCACCUGCCCUCCUACGAGCUGCGUCACAACCAGGUGGAGUCCAUCUUCCUGUCGGCCAUCGACAUGUACGGCCACCAGUUCUGCAUCGAGAACCUGCAGAAACUCAUUUUGUCUGAGACGUCCAUCUUUGAUGUGCUUCCCAACUUUUUCUACCACAGUAACCAGGUGGUAAGAAUGGCAGCUUUGGAGGUGUACGUGAGGAGAGCCUACAUUGCCUACGAGCUGAACAGCGUCCAGCACCGCCAGCUGAAGGACAACACCUGCGUGGUGGAGUUCCAGUUCAUGCUGCCCACCUCCCACCCCAACAGAGGGAACAUCCCCACGCUGAACAGGAUGUCCUUCUCCUCCAACCUCAAUCAUUAUGGGAUGGCUCACGUGGCCAGCGUCAGUGAUGUGCUGCUGGACAACUCCUUCACGCCGCCGUGCCAGCGCAUGGGGGGCAUGGUCUCCUUCCGCACCUUCGAGGACUUCGUCAGGAUCUUUGAUGAAGUCAUGGGCUGCUUCUGCGACUCGCCCCCGCAGAGCCCGACGUUCCCCGAGGCCGGCCACGCUUCCCUGUAUGAUGAAGACAAGAGUGCCCGGGAGGAGCCCAUCCACAUCCUCAACGUGGCCAUCAAAACCGACAGCGACGUGGACGACGACGGCCUGGCUGCCAUGUUCAGGGAGUUCACCCAGAGCAAGAAAUCAGUCCUGAUUGAGCAUGGCAUUCGGAGGCUGACUUUCCUUGUAGCACAAAAGGACUUCAGGAAACAGGUCAACUAUGAGGUGGAUCAGAGAUUCCAUAGGGAAUUCCCAAAGUUCUUCACCUUCCGUGCCCGGGAUAAGUUCGAGGAGGACCGGAUCUACCGGCACCUGGAGCCCGCCCUGGCCUUCCAGCUGGAGCUGAACCGCAUGAGGAACUUCGACCUCACGGCCAUCCCCUGUGCCAACCACAAAAUGCACCUCUACCUGGGGGCUGCCAAGGUGGAGGUGGGCACAGAGGUCACAGACUACAGGUUCUUCGUCAGGGCCAUCAUAAGGCACUCGGACCUGGUGACCAAGGAAGCCUCCUUUGAGUACCUGCAGAACGAGGGCGAGCGUUUGCUGCUGGAGGCCAUGGACGAGCUGGAGGUGGCCUUCAACAACACCAACGUGCGCACGGACUGCAACCACAUCUUCCUCAACUUCGUGCCCACCGUCAUCAUGGACCCCUCCAAGAUCGAGGAGUCGGUGCGCUCCAUGGUGAUGCGCUACGGCAGCCGCCUCUGGAAGCUGCGUGUGCUGCAGGCCGAGCUGAAGAUCAACAUCCGCCUGACGCCCACGGGGAAGGCCAUCCCCAUCCGCCUCUUCCUCACCAACGAGUCGGGCUACUACCUGGACAUCAGCCUCUACAAGGAGGUGACGGACUCCAGAACGGGACAGAUCAUGUUCCAGGCCUACGGAGAUAAGCAGGGACCACUCCACGGGAUGCUGAUCAACACUCCCUACGUGACCAAAGACCUGCUGCAGUCCAAGAGGUUCCAGGCACAGACUUUAGGGACAUCCUAUGUCUAUGACAUUCCUGAGAUGUUCAGGCAGUCUCUGAUCAAGCUGUGGAACUCCAUGAACGAGCACGCCUUCCUGCCGCCGGCGCCGCUGCCCUCGGACAUCCUGACCUACACGGAGCUGGUGCUGGAUGACCAGGGCCAGCUCGUGCACAUGAACAGGCUGCCAGGAGGAAACGAGAUUGGGAUGGUGGCCUGGAAGAUGACCCUGAAGACCCCGGAGUACCCGGAGGGCCGGGACAUCAUUGUCAUUGGCAAUGACAUCACCUACAAAAUCGGCUCCUUCGGGCCCCAGGAGGACGUGCUGUUCCUCAGGGCCUCCGAGCUGGCCCGGGCUCAGGGCAUCCCCCGCGUCUACGUGGCUGCCAACAGCGGGGCCAGGAUCGGCCUGGCCGAGGAGAUCCGCCACAUGUUCCACGUGGCUUGGGAGGACCCUGACAACCCCUACAAGGGAUACAAAUACCUGUACCUGACUCCUCAAGACUAUAAGAAAGUCAGUGCCCUGAACUCUGUUCACUGUGAGCACGUGGAGGAAAAUGGAGAGUCCAGGUACAAGAUAACGGAUAUUAUCGGGAAGGAGGACGGGCUUGGAGUAGAGAACCUCAGAGCAUCUGGCAUGAUUGCUGGAGAAUCAUCUUUAGCCUAUGAUAGUGUUAUCACCAUCAGCUUGGUCACGUGUCGGGCAAUUGGGAUCGGGGCCUACAUCGUCCGGCUGGGCCAGAGGACCAUCCAGGUGGAGAACUCCCACAUCAUCCUCACUGGCUGCGGGGCCCUCAACAAGGUGCUUGGACGGGAAGUUUACACCUCCAACAACCAGCUGGGAGGGAUCCAGAUCAUGCACAACAACGGGGUGACACACGACACCGUGUGUGAUGACUUUGAAGGAGUCUACACCAUCCUGCAGUGGCUUUCCUACAUGCCAAAGAAUAUCCACAGCCCUGUGCCCAUCCUGAAAGCCAAGGAUCCCAUAGACAGAACCAUUGACUUCGUUCCCACCAAGACCCCCUACGACCCUCGCUGGAUGCUGGCUGGACGCCCCAACCCAAAUCAGAAAGGGCAGUGGCAGAGUGGGUUCUUCGACCAUGGCUCGUUCAUGGAGAUCAUGCAGCCCUGGGCACAGACAGUCGUGGUGGGGAGAGCAAGGCUGGGAGGAAUACCUGUAGGAGUGGUUGCCGUGGAAACGAGGACGGUGGAGCUCAGCAUUCCUGCUGAUCCUGCAAACCUGGACUCGGAGGCCAAGAUAAUCCAGCAGGCCGGGCAGGUGUGGUUCCCUGACUCUGCCUUCAAAACAGCCGAGGCAAUCAAGGACUUCAACAGGGAAGGGCUGCCCCUGAUGGUCUUUGCCAACUGGAGAGGCUUCUCUGGGGGAAUGAAAGACAUGUAUGACCAGGUGCUGAAGUUCGGGGCCUACAUCGUGGACGGCCUGCGCGAGUACCGGCAGCCCGUGCUCAUCUACAUCCCGCCGCAGGGCGAGCUGCGCGGCGGCUCCUGGGUGGUCAUCGACCCCACCAUCAACCCCAGGCACAUGGAGAUGUACGCUGACAGGGACAGCAGAGGGGGGAUCCUGGAGCCGGAGGGGACGGUGGAGAUCCGCUUCCGCAGGAAGGACCUGGUGAAGACGAUGCGCAGGGUGGACCCGGUGUACAUCCGCCUGGCCGAGCGCCUGGGCACCCCCGAGCUGAGCCCGGCUGACAGGAAGGAGCUGGAGGCCAAGCUGAAGGAGCGGGAGGAGUUCCUGGUGCCCAUGUACCAGCAGGUGGCCAUGCAGUUCGCUGACCUGCACGACACCCCCGGCAGGAUGCAGGAGAAAGGGGCCAUCACCGAUGUCCUGGACUGGAAGACCUCCCGGACGUUCUUCUACUGGCGGCUGCGGCGGCUGCUGCUGGAGGAGGCCGUGAAGAGCAAGAUCCACGAGGCCAACCCCGAGCUGACGGACGGGCAGAUCCAGGCCAUGCUGCGCCGCUGGUUCGUCGAGGUGGAGGGCACGGUCAAGGGCUACCUGUGGGACAGCAACAAGGACCUGGUGGAGUGGCUGGAGAAGCAGCUGACGGAGGAGGAGGGCGUUCGCUCGGUGGUGGAGGAGAACAUCAAAUACAUCUCCAGGGAUUACGUGCUCAAGCAGAUCCGGAGCCUGGUCCAGGCCAACCCCGAGGUUGCCAUGGAUUCCAUCGUGCACAUGACCCAGCACAUCUCCCCCACGCAGCGCGCCGAGGUCGUGCGGAUCCUCUCCACAAUGGACUCGCCCUCUUCCACGUAAGAGCCUCGGCUGCUCGGUGCCCCUGGAGCCGGGAACUGCCCUCGGCCUGCUCGGCCCCGUGCCGGGGAGGCUCCGGGAGCGCUGCUGCAGGGACAGUUGUAUUCCUUCAAAUCAGGCUGGCCAGAGGAAGCGUGUCCUUUGGCCAGGCACGCGAGGAACACGCAUAAACACAAGCGCCUGCGGAACCGAGUCCCCGCUGUGCUCCUGUACCUUAUUUAUUGACCAGAGCGGGGCUGGGCGCUCCGUACCGCGAGGCCUUGGCGUGGCAGGGCCUGCAGGGACACCCCUGUCCUUCCAGGGACACCCCUGUCCCUGCAGGGACACCCUGCCCCUGCAGGGACACCCUGCCCUCCUCUCCUCUCCUCCCCGUGCCCGGCAGCGGCAGCUCCGUGCUGACAAGUGCCAACGUCCCCCCGUCCCCUCCGCGGGGACCCCGCAGCCCCUGGCUCUGUCUCUGGUGAUUCGUGUGUCACCCUCUGUCAGUGGUGAUUUGAUUUGUGUGCCCCGCGUCCGUCUCGUCUCCUAGGUAGAGGAAAACCAGCCUUUAGCUGCUGUGGCCAGGGCUGUCCCCGUGCCCCCAGGAGGCUCCCAGGCUCCCCAGGGCUGUGCAGGUUUUUGGGGGGCAGGAUUUUGGGGGCUGAACCCCUGUCGCUUUGCCUUUGUGCCCAAUUCCUUUAGAGCAGGCUGUGAAUUUUGUGGAAGGCCCUUCUGGGAGGAGGCACAAGAGACCAAAGUGCAGCUGCUCAGCCUUUCUGCUCUCCCUUGGCUGCCGUUUCCAGGGCUGAGGGUGGGAUCCUUCCAGGGCGCUGUGGAUCCCUGGUGGGAGUGCUCAUCCCUUCCCCGUGGGCAGCGGGAGGCAGGUCCAGGAGCUGAGGUGAGGCAGGAGAAAGGACAGAGCCAAAUCCCCCCGUGGGGCUGGAGCUGCAGAAGGAAAUCUGUCUGAGGAUCUGAGGAGAGCUUUCUCCACCAUCCUGCCCUGUCCCAGAGCUGCCUGGCCGUGGCUGGGGAGGAGCCACUCCUACCUGGGAAUGUGGGAAAAUGUUGGAUUUGGACUCUCAGUGCAGUGGCCAGGAAGGAUUGGGUGGCAGGUGAGUGCAGGAAGGGGUGGCAGCUGCCCAGGUCCCCCCAGGCUAGCCCAGAUGCCCAACUUCUUUCUACAGGUUUUUUAUGUAACAAAAGCUCAGAGAAGCUGCAGUGCUGGAGGGAAGCACAGCCCAGCCCUCACACACAGCUCCUGUGCAGAGCUGGGUCUGGGCUCUCCCGGGCUCACCAGUGAUGGUCCUGGAAAGAAUUUCAGCUUUUGCAGCCCCUCCUUCAGUCCAGCAGGAAGGGCUGCAGGUCAGGAGUACGGUACAUCAGAAGGGCUGUUCACGAGAGAAUCAAUCCAUGCUGCUGCCAGUGCCUCUCUCCUCUCCCUGUUUCCUCCCGAAGUGCAAUGCAGCCCUUCUGCCUGUGCUGCCAGUGACUGGAGGUGCCAGCCCGGGGUCGCUGCUCCCCUGCCCGUGGCCAGCAGAGCUCGGCCACCUGCAGGAUUUGCUUUUUCUUAAUAGUUAAGAACCCUAAUUUGAUUGAAGAGAUUUUUUUUUUCCACUAGAGCCCCCUGAACAAGCCCCAAAGAUGCUUUUGCUUACGCCAGGGUGGGCUGCAGCAGGACACACAGAGAAUGUGUCAGCCAGGCAGGACCGGGACCUGUGGGGCUCCUCCCUGGUCACCGGGAUCCCCCCCGGUGGUGUCACCAGAGUCCCUUUUCCAGGACAGCUGCAGGUGCAGCGGGAGGUGUCCCUGUGCCCACUCUGCACAGCCUCGUGCAGAGCAGCCCCCGUUUCAGUGUUACAGCACCGGCUCGGCCUCGCUUCAUCCGGGGGUAAAGCAGCUCCAAAAAAAUCUGUUGGGUGACAUCGGGGUCUGGCACUGGCCCUGGGGGCUCUGGGCCAGCUGGGGCCCUGUGGCAGCAGCACCUGCGAUGUCCCCAGGUGUGUGGGGGUCACCGUGUGGGGGAAACCCCCUGGGUACGAACGGUUCUCGCUGGUGCUGAAGUAUUUCACUUACCUCAAUUUCUUUUAAUAAAAAGAAUGAAUUACA